This is a messenger RNA of Balaenoptera acutorostrata (minke whale), 6757 nucleotides long. RefSeq names its product Rho guanine nucleotide exchange factor 28 (gene ARHGEF28). Gene Ontology annotation, biological process: regulation of Rho protein signal transduction; cell morphogenesis. Gene Ontology annotation, molecular function: guanyl-nucleotide exchange factor activity. The transcript has 39 exons. Lineage: Eukaryota; Metazoa; Chordata; Mammalia; Artiodactyla; Balaenopteridae. The coding region runs from base 383 to 5746 and encodes 1787 amino acids. The record is from RefSeq and is a predicted model, not a curated record.
CCUCGGCUCCGCCCCCUCGCGCUGCCCGAGCCGCGCCGCCGCCGGGCGUGGGCCGCUUCGGGAGAUCCUGCCCGGCUCCGGCGGCGCGUUCCGGGCGCCCUCGGGCAGGGCGCGGGGGCAGCGCCUCGCUCGGGCGUCGGAGGCUGCGGGACAGCACCUCCGGAAUUUUUAGGAUCUGUUGCAUUUUGAGUGGGCCUUUCCACACUCAACACUAAGACAUUUGGCUGAUAAAAUGGCAGGUCAAGUGUGACCUCUGGGGGUUACUGUACUCAGAGUCACGAUUCAGGUUGCUAUUUGUCUGCCUUCUUAAGAGACAUCCCCAAAGUCCUGCAGCUGGCUGUGGCCUGGGGACCAGAGCCAGGCUUGGCCUGAUGCGGAAGCCAUGGAGCUGAACUGCAGUGAAGUACCUCUUUAUGGGCAGAUGACGGUCUAUGCGAAGUUUGGCAAAAAUGUUUACCUUCCUAAAGAUGCCGAGUUUUACUUCAUUUAUAACGGAUCUCAUCAGAGACACAUCGUGAUUGCAGAGCGCACGGAGGAUAACGUUCUCCAGUCCAGCGUUCCAGGCCACAGGCUUCAGGAGACAGUGACGGUGUCUGUGUGCCUCUGCUCGGAAGGUUACUCCCCGGUGACCAUGGGCUCUGACUCCGUGACCUAUGUGGACAAUAUGGCCUGCAGGCUGGCUCGCUUGCUGGUCACCCAAGCCGAUCGCCUCACAGCCAGUAGCCACCAGACCCUGCUGACCCCAUUUGCCCUGACGGCGGGAGCAUUGCCUGCUCUGGACGAGGAGCUCGUGCUGGCUCUGACCCAUCUGGAGUUGCCUCUUGGGUGGACUGUCUUGGGAAAUUCUUCACUUGAAGUUUCUCUACAUAGAGAGUCUCUUCUGCACCUGGCUGUGAGAUGGGGCCUUGCUAAGCUUUCCCAGUUCCUCCUGUGUCUCCCUGGAGGAGUCCAGGCCUUGGCUUUACCCAACGAGGAGGGUGCCACGCCAUUAGACUUAGCUUUACGUGGUGGACGCUCCAAGCUGUUUGAAGACAUCACAAACUUCCAGGGCAGACGUUCCCCAGGUUUCUCCCGAGUGCAGCUCAGCGAAGAUGCCUCCCUGCGGUAUAGUCACUCAUCGGAAACACUGACCCUGACGCUUAAUCACACAACCGAGCAUUUGUUGGAGGCGGAUAUUAAACUCUUUAGGAAAUACUUUUGGGAUAGAGCCUUUCUCCUCAAGGCUUUUGAAGAGCAAGAAGCUAGGUCAGAGGAAAAAUCAGAUAUGCCCUCCAGCACUGCAGAAACCGAAGAAGGUACGCGUGCUCCUUCCCAACUCUGGGAACCCAGAAAGUGCUCAGAACUAACUGGUCACCUGGGAGUUGAAGUGUGUGGUGGAGGACAGCAGGAGCCGAGGGACUCAGAGGCGAGAGCAGGGUGCUGGGGUGCCGCUGGGCCCCGGGGUCCUCCAGCAGCGCCGAACGAAGAGAUUAAGAAUUCGGUGUCCAGCAGAUCAUCGCCUGGAAAGGAGAAUGUAAAGCGUGUGAAAAGCCCGGUGGUUCAACUGAAUGAACAUGAAGACCAGGACAGUCUAUAUUUGGAUCGUUCCUUUGAUGUCCUCAAAAAAUCCAAGCAUCCCCCAACGUUCCUUGCUGCCGGCCGGCUUUCUGACAUGCUGAAUGGCGGUGAUGAAGUCUAUGCUAACUGCAUGGUGAUAGAUCAGGUUGGUGAUUUGGAUAUUAACUAUAUUAAUAUAGAGGGAAUCACUGAAAACACUUGCCUUGAAUCCAUGGGUUCUACUCUGGGGCCUCAGAGCAGCAAGCCCAUCCUUCCUACUGAAACCAGCGCUGGCAUGUACCCACCAAAUGAGAACACAGAAGUCACAUCACACACCGAAGCCCAACCGUCUUUCAUGUCACCAUCUAGUUCAUAUGCUUCCAGUUUGAAUCUUUCUUUUGGUCUUCGUGGAUUUGAAAAGGAACAAAGUCAUCUAAAGAAAAGAAGUUCCAGCCUUGAUGCUCUGGAUGCUGACAGUGAAGGAGAGGGGCAUUCCGAGCGGUCGCGCAUUUGCUACACUCCAGUGUCUCAGAGUUCCUCGAGAACUGGCAUUCCUAGUGGGGAUGAAUUGGACUCUUUUGAGACCAACACUGAACCAGAUUUUAAUAUCUCCAGGACUGAAUCACUUUCUUUAUCAAGUAGCCUGCAGCUAAAGGAAUCAUUGUUUUCUGGAGUCCGCUCACGUUCUUAUUCCUGCUCAUCACCCAAAAUUUCUUUAGGAAAAACUCGAUUGAUCCGUGACUUUACAGUGUGCAAUUCAGCUGAAGAUGGUGCGCUCCACAGUGGCCGUUCCCUCCUUCAGUCUCUCUCACUGUCUAAAUCAGUGUCUCUGCUCCAUCCCUGUAAGCAAAGAGCUUACAGCUUACCGGAGCCACCAAGAGAAAAAAGAAUUCAGGAAGAAGAAUGGGAUAAAUACAUCAUACCUGCCAAAUCAGAGUCUGAAAAAUACAAAGUGAGCCGAACUUUCAGCUUCCUCAUGAACAGGAUGACCAGCCCUCGGAAUAAAUCUAAGACAAAAGGCAAGGAUGCCAAAGACAAAGAGAAACUGAGUCGACAUCAGUUUGUCCCUGGAACAUUCUCUGGGGCUCUGCAGUGUUCGGUUUGUGAUAAAACGCUCCUGGGGAAAGAGUCGUUCCAGUGUUCCAACUGUAAUGCAAAUGUACAUAAGGGUUGUAAAGAUGCCGCCUCUCCGUGUACCAAGAAAUUCCAAGUGAAAUAUAAUAAGAACAAACCGCAGACCAUCCUUGGAAAUUCUUCAUUUAGAGACGUCCCACCGCCUGGGCUCUCCUUGCACCCUUCCUCCUCCAUGCCUAUUGGGUUGCCGACCGGGAGGAAGGAAACAGCAGGGCAAGUCCAUCCAUUGUCCAGAAGCGUUCCAGGCACCACCUUGGAAAGCUUCAGGAGGUCAGGGGCAUCCUUGGAGUCCGAAAGUGACGGGAGCACCUGGAGAAGCAGGUCUCAGUCUGAUGAACUAUUCCAGCCCAUGGGCUCUUCUCCCUCCACGGACUCCUUCUUAAUGGAAGAUGUCGUGGAUUCGUCUCUGUGGAGUGACCUCAGCAGUGAUGCCCAGGGGUUUGAAGCAGAAUCUUGGAGUCUGGUGGUGGACCCCUCAUUCUGUAGUAGGCAGGAGAAGGAUGUCAUCAAAAGACAGGAUGUCAUUUUUGAGCUAAUGCAGACAGAAAUGCAUCACAUCCAGACCCUGUUCAUCAUGUCUGAGAUCUUCAGGAAAGGGAUGAAGGAGGAGCUGCAGCUUGACCACAGCACUGUGGAUAAAAUCUUCCCUUGUUUAGAUGAGUUACUUGAAAUCCACAGGCAUUUCUUCUAUAGUAUGAAGGAGCGAAGGCAAGAAUCCUGUAUUGGCAACGACAGGAAUUUCGUCAUCAACCGAAUUGGAGAUAUUCUAGUACAACAGUUUUCAGAAGAAAAUGCAAAUAAAAUGGAGAAAAUAUAUGGGGAAUUCUGUAGCCAUCACAAGGAGGCUGUUAGCCUCUUUAAAGAACUCCAGCAGAAUAAAAAGUUUCAGAAUUUUAUUAAGCUCCGAAAUAGUAAUCUUUUGGCUCGACGCCGAGGAAUUCCAGAAUGCAUUCUGCUGGUCACUCAGCGCAUCACAAAAUACCCUGUCUUGGUGGAAAGGAUAUUGCAGUACACAAAGGAGAGCACUGAAGAACAGAAAGACUUAUGCAAAGCUCUUUGCUUAAUUAAAGACAUGAUUGCAGCUGUGGAUUUAAAAGUCAGCGAAUAUGAGAAAAAACAAAAAUGGCUUGAAAUCCUAAAUAAGAUUGAAAACAAAACAUAUACCAAGCUUAAAAAUGGCCACGUGUUUAGGAAACAGGCACUGAUGAGUAAAGAAAGGACCCUGUUAUACGAUGGCCUUGUUUACUGGAAAACCGCUACGGGUCGUUUCAAAGAUAUCCUAGCUCUGCUUCUAACUGAUGUGCUGCUCUUUUUACAAGAAAAAGACCAGAAGUACAUCUUUGCAGCUGUUGAUCAGAAGCCAUCAGUUAUUUCCCUUCAGAAGCUCAUUGCUAGGGAAGUUGCAAAUGAGGAGAGAGGAAUGUUUCUGAUCAGUGCUUCAUCUGCUGGUCCUGAGAUGUAUGAAAUUCAUACCAACUCCAAGGAGGAACGGAAUACCUGGAUGAGGCGGAUCCAACAGGCAGUAGAAAGUUGCCCAGAAGAAGAAGGGGGAAGGACAAGUGAGUCUGACGAAGAGAGGCGGAAAGCUGAAGCCAGAGUGGCCAAAAUUCAGCAAUGUCAAGAAAUACUCAGUAACCAAGACCAACAAAUUUGCACAUAUUUGGAAGAGAAGCUGCAUAUCUAUGCUGAACUUGGAGAACUGAGUGGAUUUGAGGAUGUCCAUCUAGAGCCCCACCUCCUCAUUAAACCAGACCCCGGAGAGCCUCCCCAGGCAGCCUCAUUACUGGCAGCAGCACUGAAAGAAGCCGAGAGCCUGCAAGUUGCAGUGAAGGCCUCCCAGAUGAGUGAUGCAUGUCAGUCACCCAAGGAAGGUUGUGGAGAACCUGCUUUGCAGGAUGUGUUCAGUUCUCAGGACGCACCCGGAUCGCCUACUGCUUCACUAGUCACAGAAGGGACAGGAGGAAGAGGCUGUUGGGAUGUGGAUCCUGGGACCCAGGGUGUGGGAACCGACCUGGCGGUCUCUGAUGCGGGGGAGAAGGUGGAAUAUAGAAGUUUCCCAGGUUCUUCACAGUCAGAGAUUAUACAAGCGAUACAGAAUUUAACCCGUCUCUUAUAUAGCCUUCAGGCCGCCUUGACCGUUCAGGAUAGCCACAUUGAGAUCCACAGGCUGGCUCUCCAGCAGCAGGAGGGCCCGUCCCCCGGCCCCUCUUUCCGAGGCAGCCCCUUUCAGGACCAGGAGAAGCACCGAGGCCUGGAGAAGCGGCGGGAGGAGCUGGCCAACCUCCACAAGCUGCAGCAUCAGUUCCAGCAGGACCAGCAGCGCUGGCGCCGCAGGUGCGACCAGCAGCAGCGAGAGCAGGAGGCCAAGGCCAGCCGGCUGCAGGAGCGCGAGAGGGAGUGCCAGGUGCAGGAGGAGCUGCUGCUGAGGAGCCGGGGGGAGCUGGACCUGCAGCUCCAGGAGUACCAGCAGAGCCUGGAGCGGCUGCGGGAGGGCCAGCGCCUGGUGGAGAGGGAGAAGGAGAGGAUGCGGGCCCAGAAGAGCCUGCUGCGUGGCUGGAAGCACAGCCGGCAGAGGAGCGUUCCCGCAGCGUUGCCUCGAGGAGGCGCGGAGGUAAUGGAACUUAAUCAAUCUGAGGGUUUAUGUCAUGAAAAUUCAUUCUUCAUCAAUGAAGCUUUAGUGCAACUGUCACUUAACACUUUGAACAAACCGACUCCAGCAGAUAUCCAUCAGGAUGCCACUUACCCCCCAAGUAUAUCUCAUUCCGAUUUGGUAAGGACUAGUGAAAAUCAAGUAGACCUCAAGAUGAACAUUUCUCAGCCCUUGGACGUCAGCCAUGAACUGUGGAUAGCCGCUGGGUCCUGUCAUCAGAUACCCCCUCUCCACCAAAGCAGCAAGGAUUCUUGUAAAAAUGAUUUGGACCUCUCUCAGACUGCAUACCCGCCCUCCCAGGACUCAAAUCCGCAUGGCCCUCAGCUGCAAACGUUCAUAGCAGAAGCAAAGCUAAAUCUACAGAGAGUAACCAGACAAGACGGGGAAACUGGAGAUGGAGCAGAAGAAACUAUUGUUUACCUCUAAUUGUGUUGUUAUUUUUCCAAAUGAAACAAAAUACUGGCAUUUUGGGGGGAAUUUUUUUUCCUUUCCUGACGUGUGUGUGACUGUGUCCAAAUUGCUUUAGGAGUAAUGUUUAAUAUUUCGUGCAAGUUUAUUUUGGGGGCAUGAGUCUAAUAAUUAAAUUAUUGAAAACAAUUCUGUCUGUAUCAUCAUUAACUUAUCACACCUAAUUCCAGACUCCUGGAGGAGAAAUUAACUUAGAGAAGCAGAAAUAUGUUCAAAGUUGUUAUGACCCUAGAGUAAAAUUCUAUAUUGUAUUUUCUACGGGAUCAUUUGUUUUUUGAAAUGCCUUUUAAGAUCUAGGUGAAGCACUUUGGAUGGAAAGAGUUAUAUAAUUGGCAGAUUUUCACAAUCACAGCAGCUGAUUAGGAGAAGUGACCUCAGGGCCCUCAAAGGUGAGGAGGAUGUGGAAAAGGACUUUUCUUGGCUAGUCUUUGUGACAUCAAAGGGGUCACUCCUGGUGGUGAACAGUCACCAAGCAACCAAGGUACCCUAUUUGGACCCCUGUCCUUACCGGGUGGCCACUCUGCUGUGGACACAAUCUGGACUCUUGGGACCUGGGCCAGAGACUGUUCAGAUGCACCUUCGUGGUCCUGAUGCUUGUGGGCUUUGAAGUCAUAGUUCAGCAGCAUCUUUCAACACAGCCCAGAGGCAGGGCCCCAGCAAGUCGGUUCGAGGUAAACUUUAGUAGCGACACUUUGCUACUGAAGUAAGACUUUAGUAGCCCUUGCUUCUCUCAGCUGGCCCUGCCUCCUUCUGGUCCCGGGAGCACCAAAGACCACCACUCACUGGAAGGAUUGCUGCCCGGCAGUUACUGAAGGACAAAAACUGCUCUCUCGGGGAAGCUUGCUGCCUGAAUGUGCUUUUCCACAAAGGAAAACCGGCACGUCUUGCUUUCAGGGUAAUAUGGGUCUCUGUGUGAGAAAAUAAACCAGGAAAUGUUUUCAGUUUGUUCUUCAGAAGUAUUUGUGUAUG